Messenger RNA from Oryza brachyantha (malo sina), 1972 nucleotides. Its product is annotated as nucleolar protein 56-like. The record is from RefSeq and is a predicted model, not a curated record. Gene Ontology annotation, molecular function: snoRNA binding. Gene Ontology annotation, cellular component: box C/D methylation guide snoRNP complex; small-subunit processome. The transcript is spliced from 8 exons. Lineage: Eukaryota; Viridiplantae; Streptophyta; Magnoliopsida; Poales; Poaceae. The coding region runs from base 81 to 1718 and encodes 545 amino acids.
UCCCCUCGCUCUCCUAAAACCCUAACCCCCCUCGCGCCGCCUCCCCAGCAGCAGCAGCCGCCGCCGCCGCCGCCGGCGAGAUGGCGCUGUACCUGCUCUUCGAGUCGGCGUCCGGCUACGGCCUCUUCCACGCGUACGGCAUCGACGAGAUCGGGCAGAGCGUGGACGCCGUCCGCGCCUCCGUGGUCGACCUCGACCGCUUCGGCAAGGCCGUCAAGCUCGCCGCCUUCACCCCCUUCUCCUCCGCCGUCGACGCCCUCAACCAGUGCAACGCCAUCUCCGAAGGGAUCAUGACCGACGAGCUGAGGAGCUUCCUGGAGCUGAACCUGCCCAAGCCCAAGGAGGGGAAGAAGGCCAAGUACAGCCUCGGCGUCGUCGAGCCCAAGGUCGGCUCCCACAUCUCCGAGGUCACCGGCAUCCCCUGCCAGAGCAACGAGUUCGUCCAGGAGCUGCUCCGUGGCGUCCGCCUCCACUUCGACCGCUUCAUCAGCGAGCUCAAGAAAUCGGACCUGGAAAAGGCGCAGCUCGGUCUGGGGCAUAGCUACAGCAGGGCAAAGGUGAAGUUCAAUGUGAACCGUGUCGACAACAUGGUGAUUCAGGCUAUCUUUCUGUUGGAUACACUUGACAAGGACAUCAAUUCCUUCUCCAUGAGAGUGAGGGAAUGGUUUUCAUGGCAUUUUCCUGAACUGGUCAAAAUUGUCAAUGACAACUACAUCUAUGCUAAGCUUGCUAAUUAUAUUAAGGACAAAUCUGAGUUGGCGGAAAAAGAUAUUCCAACGUUAGCUGAUCUGAUUGGAGAUGAAGACAAGGCAAAAGAAGUUGUCGAAGCAGCAAAGGCUUCAAUGGGUCAGGAUCUUUCGGAAGUUGAUUUGAUCAAUGUGAAGCAGUUUGCUCAAAGAGUCAUGAAUCUGUCUGAAUAUCGCAAAAACCUAUAUGAGUAUCUUGUUACCAAGAUGAAUGAUAUUGCGCCAAAUCUAACAUCAUUAAUUGGUGAAGUUGUUGGAGCACGCCUUAUCUCUCAUGCUGGCAGUCUUUCAAACCUUGCUAAGUGUCCUGCCUCCACUCUCCAGAUACUUGGUGCUGAAAAGGCACUUUUCAGGGCAUUGAAAACUCGAGGGAAUACGCCAAAAUACGGCCUUAUAUUCCACUCAUCCUUCAUUGGCCGUGCUUCAACCAAGAACAAAGGCAGAAUGGCUAGGUACCUGGCGAACAAGUGCUCCAUUGCAUCACGCAUUGAUUGUUACUCUGAUUCAGCUACCACAGUCUUCGGGCAAAAGUUGCGCGAGCAAGUCGAGGAGCGAUUGGACUUCUACGACAAGGGUGUUGCACCUCGUAAAAACCUUGAUGUGAUGAAAGCUGCAAUAGACAGUAUGACAAAUGAUGUUGAUGAUGAUGAAAAGGUGGAUGCCUCUGCCAAGAAAAGUAAGAAAAAGAAGUCUAAAGCUGAUGGUGAUGCAAUGGAUCUGGAUAAGCCUUCCAACGAUGGAGAAGCUGAGCCUGGAACCGAGAAGAAGAAAAAGAAGAAGAAGCACAAGCUGGAGGAGCCUCCGGAGGAGGUGAACGGCGCAGCACAUGCCAAUGGUGACGCUGAAGAGAAUGGUACUCCCAAGAAGAAGAAAAAGAAGAACCGUGAAGUCCCCGAGGACGCCGAACCAAAGACGGCCACCGAAGGGAAGAAAAAAAAGAAGAAAAAGUCCAAAGCCGAGGACGAGGAGUGACCGACCAGUUUGCCUAUUGCAUGGCUGAUGCAUCUGAUUAGUGUUGUUGGGAGCAAGAGUUGAAACACCUAGAUAUUCCUAGUUCCUUCAGACAAAAGCAAUCCUGAACUAUGAAAUUGUCCUGCCGUCUCUUUUGGUCAUUCGUUGUUAGCAAUUUUGUGGCGCGACAGGUGCUCCGUGAUUACUGGGAGCAAAAUAUGGCGGCAGUUAUUAUAACAAAAUUUGCCCUUGAUUUCAUAUCGUCCUCAAACAAA